AUGGGCUCUAUCAUCGGUCAGCCACUUGGCGAUGAGCUGCGCCGCGAAUACGGCGACGACCUGGCUAUUGAGGGCGUCGACUAUGCAGCGCUGCUUUCCACCAACUAUCUGCCCGGUGGCACCGAUCUCGUCUCUGAGCGCGAGAUGCGCGGCAUUCUCGAAGACAUCAACAGUCAAUGCCCUUCGGCUAUCAUCGUCUGCGGUGGCUACUCUCAAGGCGCAGCAGUCAACCACCGUGCUAUCGAGGAUCUCUCCGCCAGUGUCAAGAACCAGAUAGCUGGUGUCGUUACCUUUGGCGACACCCAGAACCGCCGUGACAACCAGCAAAUCCCCAACUUUCCCCGCGACAAGCUCCGAAUCUUUUGCGGUGGGCUCGUUCGCGACACGGUUUGUGACGGUAACCUCGCAGGGGCUGUUCUACUUCCUCAUCUCAGCUAUGGCGAUGACGCGGAGGAGGCUGGCGAGUUCUUGAUUGGAAAGAUCAAUGCGGUUCGUGCCGCUAAAGCUUAG
Alternaria novae-zelandiae is the source of this 510-nucleotide messenger RNA. RefSeq lists its product as uncharacterized. NCBI's taxonomy places the organism in Eukaryota, Fungi, Ascomycota, Dothideomycetes, Pleosporales, Pleosporaceae. Bases 1 to 510 code for a protein of 169 amino acids. Gene Ontology annotation, biological process: carbohydrate catabolic process. Gene Ontology annotation, molecular function: cutinase activity. Gene Ontology annotation, cellular component: extracellular region. The record is from RefSeq and is a predicted model, not a curated record. The transcript has 3 exons.